GCAAAUGUAAUUUGCUGCCGCUACGGUGCGUCUAGAUUUCUAGGCUAAUAAUAAUAAUGAGAACAGAAAAAACAACCAUGAAGUUCAAAAGGUAUAAAUGUAGUAAAAGCAGUCAGUAGAUAAGAAAUGUUAUCCUUAUACAUGAAUAUCACCCUGACUUAUAACUCAUACAUAACCACAAAUUAUUUCAGGUGUUGCAAAAGAACAAAAUUGGAAAAAGUCAAGUUUCUAUAUCCAUUUUGUCAUUAUUUGCAAAUGUGUGUUCUAGAUGUUGAUUUUAUCAUAUAAUUGGCAAUUUAUGCGUUCACCAUUUCAUGGACAUCUCAAGAACUCCGAUUCAUACAUACUUUAUUCAAAUACGGAAACUUGAAGUUGUAUAGCUAUAGUGACCGUGAUUCAGGUGGAGGAGAGGUCAACUUGCAACUGCAGAGUGUCCAUGUCUGCUCUAGCACCUCGUGAACUCAUGUCAAACUUACCCUGACAUUGUACCCCGAUUGCUCCCAACAAGCUGGCUGGUGCCAGCCUUCACUGCUGGAGUCUGAGUCUCUGAUUCAUUUGGUGCCAUUUUUUUUCAGCAGCCCAUUUGGCAUCAUGACUUUUAUUUUGUUAGGAAAUUUACAUCAUUACCACUUUUGUCCAGUUGUUCAAGUGCAUUUGUGCAUGUUCAAUGUAACAUUGUGCAUGUUAUCAAGCCAUUCAAAGUUAUGUUUGUCCUAGCUUAGCUUAGACUUCCAUCUGUUCCAGCUUUCUGGAGUGGGAUUAAGGUAUGAGUAGAUAAAAGGGUGUGUGCUUUUUUAGGGUAAGUAUCUCCUAGAAGCCAUGAUAGAUUCUUGCCAUUUCAUAUUAUGUAUUUUGGGCUCUGAUGCCUCUAUCUGUGAGAUGUCUUGUCGUGCCUUAGAUCUUAUCAACAUGGACUGGCCGCAUGCUUUUGUUUAAGUGCUCAAUCUCUCAAUCACUGAAGUGAGACUGCGGUUAUUUUGGUCAACUGUGCGUUUGUGUCCUCUCUUCCAGGGCUGGUGAACAGAGACGAGAGCUCUCAGCAGUCAUCCAGACCUCUCUGCCCCCUCUCUCUCUCUCUCUAUCUCUCUCUCUGCCCCCUCUCUCUCUCUCUCUGCCCUCUCCCUCUCCUCCCCUUCCCUCCUUCCCUUUCUCCUCCUGCAGACUCUAUUCUUUGUGGUCUGUGACACUCCUCCUGUCCUCCGCUCUGCUUCCUCCUUUCCCUCCAUUCCUUCUCAUUCCUUUACCUGCACUCUAUGCCCCCCCCCCCCCCCCCCAACGUAAUCCAUCUCCUCCCUCCUGCAUCUUAAGGUCUUGCUCUGCUUUGCUGGUAACUUUUUUACUCAUCUCAUCUGUUCUUUAUUUCCUCUUCCUCAUUCCCUUAUCCAUGUCCCGCCUCCCACCCUUGUGUCUUGAUAAAUGCCCUUUGACCCCCUGGCUCUUGAUAUUAGCAGACAGUAAACUCCCCAUCAUCUUCAUUUGAUUUGGGUCUUUAUCCCCAUAAUUCUCUAAUAUUCUUACGCAUCUCUUCAUUUCCUCCCUCUCUUCCUCCUCUUCUCUUCUCUCCUCUACCUCCCUCUCCAUCUCUCUGUCCAUCCCCCUCUCUGCAUCUCUGCCCACCUCCAUCAUCGUCACGCUGGCGAACCUCACAGAAGUGGCCAUGUGGUCCAACUACUUCAUGCAGCAGGAGGAUGAUGGGCGGAUGGGCGUGGCGACAGGUGCAGCUGGCGGCGGCGGCGGCCUAUCUGGUGCGGGGGGCGGCGCCCGGACCGGCAAGCGGCGCCAGCCCAAGCUGAGCGACAGCGAGGAGGGCAAGAUCAAGCUGGCGUUUAUCGUGGCGGCGGUGGGCGUGACGCUGUGCGUGCUGGGCGUGGGCACCGAGUUCUGGGUGGAGCUGGCGCAGCCCAAGCACUUGGGCAACAACCGCACGUGUGAGAUGGCCCACUACGGCCUGUGGAAGGGCUGCGUGCGCACCCUCUGGAUCUCCGACAUCGACCCCGAGAGGGAGUCCUGUGGCCCGGUCGAGCUGCCCGGAGAGUCCAACUGCACGUUCUUUAAGUUCUACACCUCUGGAGAGAAUGCAGUCAUUUUUAAGAAGAUGACGGAUAAGGGUCUGAGUGUGGCCUCGGGCAUGCUGGCCCUCAUCAGCCUCACGUUCAUGGUCAUGGGCGCCAUCUGCAUCGUCAUGGCCCUUAGUAAAGGAGUGAUGUUCUUCCUCAAGCCAGCGUCCUUCUGCUUCAUUGUCUCAGGUAUUCUGGUCCUCCUGUCCAUCGUGGUGUUCCACCAGUCUGUGCUGGCGCUGCUGGCCAGCGAUCACACCAUCCCCCUGCACCACGAGCUGUCCUGGUCCGUCUCGUGUGUGGCCGUCGCAGGGGUCAUUCUUCUCCUGGCCGGGGCUCUGUUCCUCUUGCUGGGCCUGCCAUACAGCCCCUGGGAGAAAUGUCUGCCACACCACAGUAGUAGUGACACCUAACUGCCAGGAGGACCAACUGCACAAUGCUUCAGGAUUAAAAAAAAAAAAAAAAGAACUGAAAGGUGUUUUGAGGAUUUUGAAAAAGAAUACGUUUUUUACAGUAUGAUUUUGUAGAUGGACAAAUAGUUUGAUGAGUGUUAAUAAUGUUUACUACAUACAAGAAAUAUUUUUUGAACCUACAAAUUCAUAACCUUCUAAGUGCACUUAAAGGAACACAACAAAUGUUUGGAAGUAUGUUACACCAUUUUGCCUAUAGCUCUAUUUUAGCUAUUGGCUAGCUAUAGGCUAACUGAUGUAACCCAUUUCCAGUUAAUUAUUAAAUUAUGCUAAGCUAGGCUAAUGUUGUCAGAAUGGGUUAUUGCAGACAGAGAAGAGAAGAGUAUGUAGGCCUAUCCUCUUUUCUAACUCUGGGGUAGAUGGCAAACAAACUCAUUUCCCAAACAGUGGGCAUGUUCCUUCAACCAUCACAGCAUAGAUAGGAGUUCACCAUAAGCUCUGACAGGAGGGUGCACCCAUGCCAUAUUACCUACCCAGAGCCGAGCUAAGCAGCAUAGCGGAGGGGACGCUUAGCCUGAAUGACCACAGGGCAUCCUCAUGGAGAGGCUGGAGUGUGUCAAUCCCAGGCCACAGCUCACACAUGGACAGAGUGCUGGAGCACAUCCAUUACGUCUAUGUGGCUCUGUGUGUUGAAGCAAUGAGCCAGAAACUCUGGACCAUGAGCAGUUCAAACAGCUCUCUCUCUCUGUCUCCCAGGGACCUCUGGCCCUGUUUUCCUCUCAGCCUCGGCGUGAUGCUGUCACACUGUGUGCUUUAGACCCAACACUCUUGUUGGUUUAGGAAGAAGGUUUAGCUUUUUAGUUUUUAUAUUUAAACACACGUGAUUCUCCGUCAAGUGUUCUUGUUAAAGAGACUGUGAUUGUCUUAAAUGUGGCCGAUGCUGUCAUUUGCUGGACUGGCUCACUGUGGGGUUAGAAAGGAUUCAGAGAUGAAAGGGGCAGAGCGUCUCUUUCCAGGAACUGGUUUACCACUAGCUACCCCUGCACCGUGCUGGAUGUGUUGCGCUGCUAACAAGGACAGACUACUAAACAUGCAUCAGAUAUGCAGAGGGCUACACCGAAGCAUUAUCACAACCAUGAAUUAUUUAAGCCUUUUACAACUUAUAUUUGUUAUAUAUUAAUAGAUGUACUAUAUAUUAUGUAUGCAGGUGGAUAUGAGUGAGUGUGUGAGUAUAAGUGUGUGUGUGUGUAUGUAUGUAUGUGUGGAUACAUGUUUUGUUAUGCAUUUAUAUAUGGUUGUGUUUUGUAUACACCCUGCGAAUGAAACUAUGUAAAUAUAAGACAUGUUUUUCUCCUUCUUGUGGUUCAAGAAAAAUAUGGUCACACAACCACAGUGCCUGAAGAUCAUGUCUCACUCGUCACUUGUCGUUUUCAGAGUGAUGGUCCAUUGCUUCUCUUUCCUUAUGUGUCUGUGUGUGUGCCUGUGUGUGUGUGUGUGUGUGUGUGCCUGUGUGUGUGUGUGUGAGUGUGUGUGUGUGCCUGUGUGUGUGAGUGUGUGUGUGUGUGAGUGAGUGUGUGUUUCUCCUCAGACUGUGCCCCUAUGUCUCUCGAAACACAACCACAUCCAGGCCUUCCCUCAAAUGUGUCUGUCUCCUGGCUCUCGCAUAAAACAUUAAAACCUAUUUCACACGUA
This is a messenger RNA of Alosa sapidissima (American shad), 4159 nucleotides long. It is a transcript of the gene cacng6b, whose product is annotated as calcium channel, voltage-dependent, gamma subunit 6b. The transcript has 4 exons. Bases 1658 to 2470 code for a protein of 270 amino acids. The record is from RefSeq and is a predicted model, not a curated record. Gene Ontology annotation, biological process: calcium ion transmembrane transport; regulation of calcium ion transmembrane transport via high voltage-gated calcium channel. NCBI's taxonomy places the organism in Eukaryota, Metazoa, Chordata, Actinopteri, Clupeiformes, Clupeidae. Gene Ontology annotation, molecular function: voltage-gated calcium channel activity; calcium channel regulator activity. Gene Ontology annotation, cellular component: L-type voltage-gated calcium channel complex; membrane.